Messenger RNA from Penicillium alfredii, 3243 nucleotides. RefSeq lists its product as uncharacterized. The record is from RefSeq and is a predicted model, not a curated record. NCBI's taxonomy places the organism in Eukaryota, Fungi, Ascomycota, Eurotiomycetes, Eurotiales, Aspergillaceae. Gene Ontology annotation, cellular component: plasma membrane. Gene Ontology annotation, molecular function: ATP binding; ATP hydrolysis activity; P-type calcium transporter activity. Gene Ontology annotation, biological process: intracellular calcium ion homeostasis; calcium ion transmembrane transport. The coding region runs from base 1 to 3243 and encodes 1080 amino acids. The transcript is spliced from 4 exons.
AUGUCCCAGGACCGAGCCGGCAAAGGCUCCCCGAGCCCUGAGGAUACUCCUCAAAUCCUGUCCCAGCCCGCGCAUAGCCUGACCUUCGACGAUGCCAUCCGCGAGCUGGCCACCAACUCCGACGACGGCCUCUCCACCAGCGAGGUCAAGCGCCGCCUCGAGAAAUAUGGCGAGAACAUGCUGGAGGGAGACGAAGCCGUUUCUUUUGCAAAAAUUGUUAUUCGACAGAUUGCUAAUGCCAUGAUGCUGGUUCUGAUUAUCGCUAUGGCUGUCAGUUUCGGGAUCCAGUCCUGGAUCGAAGGUGGUUUCAUUGCGGCUGUGAUUCUUCUGAAUAUUGUUGUCGGAGUAUACCAGGACUUUGCGGCUGAAAAGACGAUGGAUUCGCUGCGGUCUCUUAGCUCGCCUACUGGCGUGGUGUCUCGCGACGGCAAGACUACGACCAUCCCGGCGAACGAGAUUGUGCCCGGUGAUAUGGUUGAAUUGAAAGUGGGCGAUACAGUUCCUGCUGAUCUACGAUUGGUUGAAGCCUUCAACUUCGAGACUGAUGAGGCCCUCUUGACAGGCGAGUCCCUCCCCGUGCAAAAAGAGGCCGAGGCAGUCUUCGAUGCCGACACUGGCCCGGGCGACCGCUUGAACAUCGCAUACAGCUCGUCGACAGUCACCCGAGGACGGGCCCGGGGUGUUGUAGUUGGCACGGGUAUGCAGACCGAGAUCGGUGCCAUUGCUACAGCCCUACGCGGAGGCGACUCCAAGCGUCGCCCCGUCAAGCGCGGACCUGAAGGCGAGACGAAGAAACGCUGGUAUAUUCAAGCGUGGACGCUGACCACCACCGAUGCGAUUGGCCGAUUUCUCGGCAUCAAUGUCGGCACACCCCUGCAACGCAAACUCUCUAAGCUGGCGUUGGCACUGUUCGGGAUCGCCGUGGUCUUUGCCAUCGUGGUCGCGGCUGCUAACAGUUUCCACGGAGACACCGAAGUGAUUAUCUAUGCCGUCGCCACUGGCCUGGCUAUGAUCCCAGCUUGUUUGGUGGUUGUGCUGACCAUCACCAUGGCGGUGGGAACUAGGCAGAUGGUGCAACGAAAUGUGAUUGUUCGCAAGCUGGACUCCCUCGAAGCCCUGGGUGCUGUUACGAACAUUUGCUCUGACAAGACCGGUACGCUCACCCAGGGGCGCAUGGUUGCAAAGAGGGCCUGGAUCCCCUCCGUCGGAACCUACUCUGUCGGGUCAUCGAGCGACCCCUUGAACCCCCAAGAGGGCGACCUGAGUUUGAUGGCCGAGCGUCCGCUCCAGCUGGGAGCGGAAACAACCGGCGACCCAGCACAGCCAGAGGACCUGUUGAAAGACAACGAGAAGCUCGAGGCGUUCCUCAACGUCGCCGCCAUGGCCAACCUGGCCCAUCUCCACAAGAGCUCCACCGGCGAAUGGCAGGCUCGUGGUGAGCCAACAGAUAUUGCCAUCCAGGUGUUUGCGUCUCGCUUCAACUGGGGAUUGGACCGAUGGACCAAAGGCGAGAAGCCGAUCUGGCAGCAAAAGGCCGAGUACCCAUUCGACUCGAGCGUGAAGAAGAUGUCAGUUAUCUUCGCCAAGCGUGAUGAAAGCUCCGAGAAGACUCCUCAAAGAAUCUUUACCAAAGGCGCCGUCGAGCGAGUCCUCGAGGCAUGCACGACGGUCAGCUGGAAACCCGAUUCUGCCCCGGUCCCUCUGGAUGAUGACAUCCGAGACGAUAUCCUGCAGAACAUGGAGGCACUGGCCAAGGAGGGUCUGCGAGUACUUGCUCUGGCCGGCCGGGAGAACAUUGGAACCAAAGAAGGCGAAGAGCCUUUGCCGCGUGAAGAAGUUGAGAAGGACCUGGUAUUCUUCGGGCUGAUCGGGCUGUACGACCCUCCCCGGCCCGAAACUGCAGGUGCGAUCAGCCAGUGCUACAAGGCCGGCAUCUCAGUCCACAUGGUUACUGGCGACCACCCGGGGACUGCUCGGGCAAUCGCAGCGCAAGUCGGGAUCAUCCCGUCCAACAUGGACAUGAUUGCCAAGGACGUGGCAGACGCAAUGGUCAUGACAGCCGGGCAGUUCGACAAACUGACCGAAGACGAGAUCGACAACCUGCCAACUCUGCCCCUGGUCAUUGCCCGGUGUGCACCGAACACCAAGGUCCGCAUGAUCGAAGCCCUGCACCGCCGGGGCCGCUAUGUCGCCAUGACAGGCGACGGCGUCAACGACUCGCCUUCGCUGAAACAUGCAGAUGUCGGUAUUGCCAUGGGCCAGAACGGUUCCGAUGUGGCCAAGGAUGCGUCCGAGCUGGUGCUGACCGAUGACAACUUUGCUUCCAUCAUCAACGGCAUCGAGGAGGGCCGCCGCAUCUUCGACAACAUCCAGAAGUUUGUGCUGCAUCUGCUGGCGGAGAACGUGGCGCUCGCUUUGACUCUGCUGAUUGGGCUGGUGUUCAAGGACGAGAGUGACAUGUCCGUGUUCCCCAUUGCCCCGGUGGAGAUCAUCUGGAUUAUCAUGAUCACAUCGGGUCUCCCUGAUAUGGGCCUGGGAAUGGAGACUGCAGCCCCAGAAGUGAUGGACCGGCCACCGCAAAGCAAACAAGGUAUUUUCACCUGGGAAAUCAUUAUAGAUACUCUGGUAUACGGCGUGUGGAUGGCAGCACUCUGCCUAUCAGCCUUCGCCCUGGUCAUGUUCCGCUGGGGCGACGGCAACCUGUCACGAGGCUGCAACACCGAAUACAAUAACCCAUCCAACAGCUACAACUGCGAUACGGUCUUCCGGGCGCGCGCCACAACCUUCACCUGCAUGACCUGGUUCGCGCUCUUCCUCGCAUGGGAGAUGAUCAACUUGCGCCGCAGCUUCUUCCGCAUGCAGCCCGACUCCAAGCGCUACCUGACGCAGUGGAUGCACGAUGUGUGGAGCAACCGCUUCCUUUUCUGGGGCAUCAUGGCCGGUUUCAUCCUCGCCUUCCCGAUUUUGUAUAUCCCCGUCAUCAACCAGAAGGUGUUCAAGCACACCAGCAUCUCGUGGGAAUGGGGCAUUGUCUUUGUCGAGACAGUGCUCUUCUUCCUGGGUAUUGAGGUGUGGAAGUGGUGCAAGCGCGUCUAUUUCCGUCGUCAGGCUAGGAAGAAUGCGGCCCGUGAGGGUGAUCGUGGUGCCGAGCGCCGCGGUCUGAGGGAUUUCAGUCGCUAUACUACCAUGGACCGGUCUGACACCCAGGCCAGUGAUAUGAAAGUAGAGCAGUCCAUGGUUUGA